This is a messenger RNA of Theileria equi strain WA, 384 nucleotides long. RefSeq lists its product as hypothetical. The transcript has 4 exons. The record is from RefSeq and is a predicted model, not a curated record. NCBI's taxonomy places the organism in Eukaryota, Apicomplexa, Aconoidasida, Piroplasmida, Theileriidae. Bases 1 to 384 code for a protein of 127 amino acids.
AUGACAAACUACAUUAACCUUGGCUCUUUCAACACUCAUUUUCUUAUGGACUCUUAUCCUUCCAGUAACGAGAAUCUGGCUCCUCUACUCACUUCGCUCAUAGAGUCUUCAUUACUCUUCUUUAAGCUCCCAUCGCAAAUAAAGAACAAGGACCUUGCGUUGCAGAAGCUAAAGCUGGAGUUGGUCAAGCUGAAGCAGUCGGACAAGUUGUCGGAGGCUCAGAGUAGGCGGAGAGCUCAGAUCCAGAGGGCUCAGCGUUCAGAGAGGCUAAAGACCUACUUUUUCAACACACAUCAGAUCAUAAACCACAGAUGUGGCUGCAAGUACGGCCUUUCCGGCUUUAUCCGAUGUAAACUAGAUGAGGUCGAUUGUCCACACUUUUGA